AUGAAAGGCAAGGGAAAGGGGGGCAAGGGCGCUGGAGGAGCUGGCGGGGGCGGUGGAGGUGGUGGUAGAGGCGGCGGAGGAGAGUGGGAGUGGUGGAGGAGGUGGGGGUACCGGUGGCAGCAGUGGCGGCGGAGGGCGGCGGGCGGCGGCGGUGGCGGAGGGGCGGAGGAGGGCGGUGGUAGCGGAGGCAGCGGUGGUGGCGGAGGCGGAGGUGGUGGCGGAGGCGGCGGAGGCGGCAGAGGCGGCGGAGGUGGCGGUGGAGCUGGUCGCGGAUCUAUGCAGAGGAGUGGCUCCGCUGGUGGUCCGCGCCAGCAGUAG
This is a messenger RNA of Closterium sp. NIES-65, 318 nucleotides long. The record is from the annotation of a GenBank genome assembly. NCBI's taxonomy places the organism in Eukaryota, Viridiplantae, Streptophyta, Zygnematophyceae, Desmidiales, Closteriaceae.